Messenger RNA from Symsagittifera roscoffensis, 1980 nucleotides. RefSeq lists its product as uncharacterized. Bases 523 to 1863 code for a protein of 446 amino acids. NCBI's taxonomy places the organism in Eukaryota, Metazoa, Xenacoelomorpha, Acoela, Convolutidae. The record is from RefSeq and is a predicted model, not a curated record. The transcript has a single exon.
AAAAUAAUCAGUUACCCAUAUAGUGUUUUUCUCCGGGAUAUUUGUGCAAUAAAUUGUGUCUAGUAGCCUAGUUUCAACUUUUUUGUACUCAAAAGGCCGCGAGGAAAUGGUAAUUGUGCACCUCAGAUUUUCUUUCCAGAUUUUCUUUUGUUGUUGCAUUAACCUUAAUUUCCCUUCGGAUCAGUUUUAAUGCGAUUUUUUUUCUUAUGUAUUUUUUGUUUGCUCUGCUUUUAAGGCUAAAAAUAAUCAGUUUCAGUGCGUUUUUCUGUUGUUAUAGCUGCGUGCAAUUAUUCCUUCUUUACUACUGGAAGUAACAUCAAUUAUUUAUCUAAUGUUAAGUUUCUGAACUACUGUCUGUUAUUAUCCCCAGCAUAACGGAGAAAAAUUUCCAUUCUUUAUGGAAUAGUGGCUUUGUGGGUUUGGAGAUAUAUAUUUUUCCUGUGAUAUUGUUUUUUUUCUCAUCAAAUUAGGAAGUUACCUCUUCAUCCAUUACCCGUCAACCCGUGUUUUUGUCCCCUUAAAAUGGGUGAUUUGCGGAGCUCAGUUUCAACGUUGGUGUUAGAACAUGGCUCAGGAGUUGUGCGUUGUGGUUAUGGCGAUGAUAACAAACCGCGCACAGUUUUACCUUCUGUAGUGGGACGUAAAAAGGGCUCGUCUACUUCAGCUCAACUGGCUAAAAGAAGUAACCAGAUAGUCAACAAAAAGUCAUCGGUAAACAGACCACAAGUGUUGCCGCCUAUUUUUGUGACACCGCCCUCGGCAAAGUUGUCUGAAAAUGCAGGUAGAAAAAUCGAACUGGGAAGCAAAGAGUCUAAUCCGCAUGCCACUGUGUCAUCGAAUAUCAAAAUAGGUUACGAGGCCUUGAAAUUGAGAUCAUUUUUCGACCUUGAGAAUCCGAUUGGUGAUACAGGAGUAGUAGCGAAUUUUGAUGAUCUGGAGGAAAUGUGGAAAAUUAUUUACAAGAACGUCUUGAAAGGAAGUUUUUUUCUGUCUAAUUUGGCCCUGUCUUUACCUUACAGUAACGAAGAGUCGACGUUCGUAACUGUAUCCGAGAUAUUGUUUGAAAAGCACAAUGUUCCGCAACUGAUCUUAGCUAGAGAUGCGGACUUGGCAGUUCGCUUUUUUGGACUCCAGACUGGCCUGUUAGUGGAUCUAGGUAAUAGUUCAGUUAAGUGUAUACCAGUUACAGACAAGAAGUGUGCGUACUGUAAAGUUCAAUCAUUGCCCUUUGGUGGUCAACACAUGGCAGAGUGUUUGGCUAAUUCGAUGUUGCAGAAAGGGUACAAAUUUCACUCACAAUCAGACAGUGAAGUUUUGCACUCACUUAUACGAGACUGUUGUUACGUUGCAGACGAUUUUGAUUCGGAACUGGCCAAAGUGGAGCCAACAUCAAAUUCACUCUACUGUGAAAAAAGUACAGAACUUGCGAACUAUGACGCAAUCAAGAAUGACAUGGACGUGGAGUCCAUCAAGAUUCCAGAGAUGUUCUUUCAGCCAAGCUUGCUGUAUGGAUCUCGAAAUGGUGCCAAGAGCUCACACCAGAGUCUAGACGAAAUUGUAAUCGAGACAUUGAGAACUAACAAUAUUUUGACUGAUGAAUCUACUCGGGUUACGAUUGCACUUUACGGAGGCCAAAGCGCUAUUCCAAAUAUAGCUCAGAGAUUACAGGAUACCUUGGUUGCUACGAAUCCUGAGAUUGAAACGUCGGUUUGGGAUGUACGUUGUCUCAAUGGAAGCCGUGAUGCAUCAUGGGUUGCAGCGUCCAAAAUAGUAUCUCACCCAGGAACGGCAGAGAGAUUUUGGGUUCGCAAGAAAGAGUACGAAGAUUAUGGGCCGUCCAUUUUGAGUAAAAAAUGGUUCUGAAAAUGAUACAAAACCCAUAGUACACUCUAACUUUCGAUUCCCUGGUUUCUGAAUUAGGUUUGAUUUAGAUAUAGGCUGAAAAAUUGCAAUAUCAAUCCCAGAUUUUACGUAGAUUGA